Messenger RNA from Penicillium daleae, 963 nucleotides. Its product is annotated as glycoside hydrolase family 43 protein. Bases 1 to 963 code for a protein of 320 amino acids. Gene Ontology annotation, molecular function: hydrolase activity, hydrolyzing O-glycosyl compounds. The transcript has 2 exons. Lineage: Eukaryota; Fungi; Ascomycota; Eurotiomycetes; Eurotiales; Aspergillaceae. The record is from RefSeq and is a predicted model, not a curated record. Gene Ontology annotation, biological process: carbohydrate metabolic process.
AUGUUUGACCAAUUUCUCUAUAUUCCAGCUCUUCUCCUGACCUUCAGCAAUCAUGUUUUGGCAGAGCCCAUACGGGCCUUGGACACCGACUUUCCUGACCCUUGUUUGAUACACACGGAUCAAGGGUACUAUGCGUUUGCUACGAAUGGAAAUGGUAUCAACGUCCGAAUCGCCUCGUCCACCGAUUUCAUGUCCUGGGACCUGCUUUCGGGAGUGGACGCUUUGCCCGGACCAUUCCCACCCUGGGUGGCUUCUUCUCCCGCCGUCUGGGCUCCUGACGUGAUUCAACGGCCGGACGGGAUGUAUGUCAUGUAUUUCUCUGCCGCGGCCGCGAGUGACACGAGCAAGCAUUGUGUUGGUGUCGCCACAUCAUCGACUGUGACUGGUCCCUACAUGCCGGAAAACGCACCUCUAGCAUGCCCUCUACAACAGGGUGGUGCUAUAGAUCCUGACGGCUUUUACGAUGAUGGCUCAUUCUACGUGGUCUACAAGAUCGAUGGCAAUAGCCUUGAUGGCGAUGGCACGCUUCACUCUACACCAAUCAUGCUCCAAGCACUUGACUCGGAUGCCGUGACUCCAUACGGUUCCCCUAUCCAAAUUCUGGAUCGCAGUGACGCUGAUGGCCCGUUGGUCGAAGCACCCAGUUUGGUGAAAAGGGGUGACACAUAUUACCUUUCCUUUUCAUCUAACAUGUACGACACCCCACUAUACGAUGUUAGCUAUGCAACCGCAUCAAAUAUUACGGGCCCAUACACCAAAGCACAAGCACCCAAUGCCCCGUUACUCGUGUCUGGUGAUAGUAGUAACGUUGGACCUCUCUCUGGACCAGGAGGUUCCGACUUUUCUGUGGACGGUACCAGAAUCGUGUUCCAUGCCUUUGAGAAUGGUCAAAACAUUAGCAAUGGCCGGGCGAUGUUUACUUCUCUGAUUCAGGAGUCUAAUGGGAUAAUUCAGCUGAUAUAG